Molecule: messenger RNA, 570 nt
Organism: Debaryomyces fabryi
Lineage: Eukaryota; Fungi; Ascomycota; Pichiomycetes; Serinales; Debaryomycetaceae
Exons: 1
Coding region: 1-570 (189 amino acids)
Biological process (GO): autophagy; autophagosome assembly
Cellular component (GO): phagophore assembly site
Source: RefSeq, a predicted model, not a curated record
AUGACUUCUGAUUUACCGGAUUUGGAUUCUUUAAUAGACGAAAGGAUUAAUCAAUUGAUUAAAAAGAAGUUUGAUGAUGCUAUCGUACAGAAAUCAGAAGAUAAUCAAGAGCAAAAAGCAAAAAUGGGCCAAGUUGUGAUACAAUUUCUCGAUAAACAAGUUACUAAGUCCAAAAAGAAGACUGGAUGGUUUGGGCAAGGUAAAAGCAGCGAUUCUGAGGACCUCAAACCGUGGGAAUCGUGGAUAAUAAACGUAAAAUGUUUGCCAAUAAUCAAAGAAAGUGGAGGCGAAAAUCGUGGUUUAGAAAAGUCAUCUGGAUCAACAAAAGACACUCAUAAGAGAAUAUACGAGCAAAACGUUGCUAUAUCGAUAAAUAGUUUUGAAAACAAUAUGAGGAAAAUUAUAGACAUCGCAGACAGUCAGAAAGACUACAUUCCACCCAUAACUUCGUUGGACAGUUCUCCAUUUCCGUAUUCUAUUGAUGUGGAACGAAAGGCUCCUGAAAAUAUGAACUAUACCGCUGGCGAUGACGAAGGAUGGGGCAAUUACAUCAAAAAGAUGCUAGAUUAA